Schistosoma bovis is the source of this 2293-nucleotide messenger RNA. Lineage: Eukaryota; Metazoa; Platyhelminthes; Trematoda; Strigeidida; Schistosomatidae. The record is from the annotation of a GenBank genome assembly.
CAAUUUGAUACUGAGGCAUUUCAAGUUUGUUUUCGCAUGUCGCCUAGGCAGGAGCGGAUCGCUGGUGUAAUAUCUUUUGCUUCCCAACUGGCUUCAACUGUUGGACUAAGUGCACCGAAAAAUAUAUCUGACGUCAACAUAGAGUUUUUCGAAUCGAUACUAGAGAAGAUUAGUGACUUCAAAAACGAUGGCAAGGGUGUUUCACUAUGUUUUUAAUGACUUGUAGCUACUUUAGAUCAUAAACCUCGAUGGGGUUACCUGCUGCAGUCAUUAUCUAGAUUGAUAGGCAGUUCGCUUGGUUAUAUAUCCAUAAGACAGUUACGCAUAUUCGAUCCCAAUGUUUUAUAUAGUCUUCUUGAACUAAUUGAUCUAUUGGCACAAAAUACUGUUGUUCAGAAAGACUUUAGAAUGGCAGAAGAAAUCCAUAACAAAAGGCUGUAAGUCUAGUUCAUCAUAAAGGCUCACAUAUACAAAUUUAAGGUCAUUAUCGUGUUGUAAAGAUCCAAAGCCUAAUCUCCUUGUUUUGGGGGAAAGUUUGUCCGUUCUGGGUAUAAUUCGGUGAAACCGCAAUAGAAAUAUUGGGGAAAGCCCAAUAUUCCCCCAGAAUUUUAUAACACUUUGGAGUUUUUCCACAUCAAACUUGGGGGAUACUUCAACAUUUACCCAAAGUUUCCUAAAAAUGUGGAGAUUGGGAAUUUAUCAGAUGUAACAACCAAACAUCCAAGUCUGGUCUGUCGUCAAAAACGUUUUACUGGUAUUUAAGACUAGAUAUCAUCAAAAUAAGUUCUGUCUGCUACUCACUCAGUAGAAAAUUCAGAGAGAACAUGCUAACACACCUCCUUAUUUGAGGUAGUAUGUUUCAUUACACGACGUGGAAGUUUACAUACUUUAAUUUCUCUUUACGUGACGGGUUCGGAAAACUAAAUCAGUACAUAAAAUCUGGAAAUAAUUCAGUCUAAUACAGAUGAAUUUUAUCUCGAAAUUGUUUCAAUCGAAUUUUAUGUAUGGUGUGUCAGGAGAUCGUGAUAGUAAACGUUUUAACCCAGCUUUGCAGUGAAAUCCAGAUGAAUUGUAUGGAAACGUGUCAUGUAAACUUGAAAAACUUCGUAACUUAUACUCUCAUCAAAAGUCCUCGCCGAUUCUACUUCAGGAAUCACAAAACAACUUUGAAUCACGAUCACACGAUAACAUGGAGUCUAAAUUACAAAAUAUGGAUAGAACUACAGAAGGUAGUAGCGCUAGGUUGGCUUAUCUUCAAGAAAAACUUAAGACAUGUUUAUCUAGUAUCCCGCUUGACGAAAAUAGUUCAGAAAGUGAUGGUGUGUCUGUACUAACUCGGUCAAACUCAUUUCGUACUCAACAGUUAAAACGUGCUUCUUCUGACAAUUGUAACUGCAGCUGCAAAAGUGUACUUAAAUUACAUGCCAAACCUUUAGUGGAUACAUUGCAUAUUUAUGCCGAUAAGCAUUCAACUGUACCAUACCUUGUCAGUCCUACUAAAGAAAAUGAAGACCUGUCCAAUCAAUCGUUUUAUAAAUUAUUAAGUGGAUUUCCUAAAAUAGAUUUGGAUGAACAUGAGGAGCGGAUUUUGCGCAAAAAGGCAUUAAGCGUAAUGAGACAGCUUUCAAGCAAUCCCUCUUCUGGUCUAUCUCCCAUACAUGUUCCUGAAUCUCAUUCACAAAAUAUUGAGGAAAGACAGAGACGUCGUCUUGCACAGUUAGUUCAUUAUGAUCGUCAAAUUGAAAACCUCAGAAAACAAAGAGCAAGCGAAACCGUCGAGAGGCGUAUCCGGGGAGAAGCGAGAGAGAGAAAAUUCCAAUUAAUUAGAGCUCGGAAAUAUUUCGACGAAUUUGUCCGUGAAUUCCGUCUGAAAAAAAUUGCCAAGGUUAAUACUGAUGAAAAGAUAUUUCGACAGUUUUUUCAGCAACUGAUUCAAAAGCAAAAAGAAUAUUUUCUCGAAGUAAAAAAACUAGAACGUGAAGAAAAUCUCCAGAAAGAAGAACAAAAAAGGAAAAUCAUGGAAUCGUUAGAACAUGAACAUCGUAUUCGCUUAGAAAUAAUGAACGAAAAGAUAAAUAAAGAAAGAGAAGAACAAUCGAUUCGUAUGCGUGAAGAACAAAAAGUUCUCAGAGAAAAUAAACGGAAAUUACGCCAACAACUGGAAAUGAAUCUACGCGAAAUGCAGGAAGCAUUUUUAAACAAUCGAGACAGUGUUCAUUUUAGGGAGCAAGAUGCUAAAAUGUUAUUAGCAUCAAAUAACAAUUUUUUAUGUGACAUUAAACGAACCAUGUAA